AUGGAGAGGAGAGAAGACAUAAUCUUGACCUUCUACAAUCCUGAGGUUCCCAAAAUGAAGGGGGACCGGAAAUACCAAAGGCCUACGCUCCCCACCAACAAACAUCCGAGUGCCUCAAUGCCACCCCGGAGGCGGCAGCAGCAUGUGAAUCAGACACACACCUACAUCCGAAUGUUCUGUGGCAGCCUCUGUGGGUUUGGCCUCCUAAUGCUGAUCUGCGUGUCCCCACUGAACUGGGUGCAGUUCCUGGUGAUCAAGAAUGGUCUUGAGCUCUAUGCAGGACUCUGGACUUCAUGCAACCAUAAGCUGUGCUGGAGCCACACACCCAAACCACCCUACUACCUCCAAUACUCCAGGGCCUUCUUCCUCAUCUCUGUCCUGACCAUACUGAUUGGACUUGGCUGGCUUUUCAGUGCUUGUCUCCCUAGAAGAGGAAGCAUGACCACCAAAUUGGAUCUGAAGGUAUCCAUGCUCAGCUUCGUCUCAGCCACCUGCUUGCUCCUCUGCCUCAUCCUGUUUGUAGAACAGGUUCACUGGCAUAGGAGGGAUGUCAUGGAGUCAGCUCUCUUAUGGACCUAUCAAGUUAACUGGUGGGGUGACUUCUUAUACAUGUCUGCUGGGAUUAUCUCCUUUCUCAACUACGUAACUUCCAGAACCCUUCCCUCCGAUCAAAAUGUCACUGUGAUUCCCAUAGAGAAGUCAAGGCUAGGGUUUGGUCCAGUGACUACUGUAUUGCCUGCUGAAGAUAAAGGGCCAAUGUCAGAGAUACAGUCUCCAAGUACAGAAGAGAGAAACCCAUCAGAUAAUGAUAAGGAAAUCUAA
This is a messenger RNA of Choloepus didactylus (southern two-toed sloth), 822 nucleotides long. RefSeq names its product transmembrane protein 202 (gene TMEM202). The record is from RefSeq and is a predicted model, not a curated record. Bases 1 to 822 code for a protein of 273 amino acids. Gene Ontology annotation, cellular component: plasma membrane. NCBI's taxonomy places the organism in Eukaryota, Metazoa, Chordata, Mammalia, Pilosa, Megalonychidae. The transcript is spliced from 5 exons.